CUUUCACAGCUAAAAACUCAAGCACUUUCAUCUCUUUAUAGAACCCAUCUUCCAUAGCUUCUUGCUCAUACAAUUUUCCAAUGGCCUUCCGCUUUAUUCUCCUGUCUGCUGGACUUCUCGCUUUGGCUUUCACUGCUGCAUUGGCAUCUGAUAGUAGUCCUCUCCAAGAUUUCUGCGUCGCAGAUGCAAGCAGUCAAGUGGUCGUCAAUGGUUUGGCAUGUAAGGAUCCUAAGACGGUUCAAGCCAAUGAUUUUUCCGCCAGUGGACUUCAUAUGGCUGGCAAUACAUCAAAUCCAGUCGGUUCAAAGGUUACCCCAUUGACAGCUGCUCAAAUACCAGGACUCAACACUCUUGGCAUUUCACUUGCUCGUAUUGACUAUGCACCAUGGGGCAUCAACCCUCCUCACACCCAUCCUCGUGCCUCUGAGAUCUUGUUGGUCUUGGAAGGUAGUCUGGAAGUUGGGUUCGUCACCUCUAAUCCAGAAAACCGCCAGAUCACAAAAGUGCUACAAAAGGGUGAUGUGUUUGUAUUCCCAGUUGGCCUCAUCCAUUACCAAAGAAAUGUUGGCAAUGGAAAUGCCAUCGCCAUUGCCGCUCUCAGCAGUCAAAACCCUGGUGUUAUCACUAUUGCUAAUGCUGUGUUUGGGUCGAAACCGGAUAUUGCGAGCGACAUUUUAGUGAAGGCUUUCCAGGUGCAUAAGAAUGUCAUCGCCAAUGUCCAGUCCAAGUUCUAGACAAGCCGUGCUCGAUCAUUGCUGCAUUUGCCGAUUGUAUUAGCUAGUGCAUGUAUGCAUAUAUUUGUGUGUUUCAUGGCGUCAUAGGCAGUUUGUGUGAAAUGUUAUUUUGCCAUUCAAUUAAUUGUACGUUUCUCGUUAAAUCAACAAUAAUUCUUUAA
Juglans microcarpa x Juglans regia is the source of this 895-nucleotide messenger RNA. Its product is annotated as putative germin-like protein 2-1. Lineage: Eukaryota; Viridiplantae; Streptophyta; Magnoliopsida; Fagales; Juglandaceae. The transcript has 2 exons. The coding region runs from base 81 to 734 and encodes 217 amino acids. Gene Ontology annotation, cellular component: cell wall. The record is from RefSeq and is a predicted model, not a curated record. Gene Ontology annotation, molecular function: manganese ion binding.